AUGAUUUGUUUAUCCUUACUUAGAAUUUGGCCACACAACAAGCAAAUCUACCGCUGUGCAGCUCGUAAAUUCACUUUUUUGUCUAGAAAAAUGGCUCAGGAAUACAAACUGAAAGGCAUUGAAACUCUCAACCUAACACCAGGUGAAAAAAGAGAGGUCGAAGUAGAAGGUGUAGAGAACGGCAAAGUACUACUUUGCAACGUAAAUGGAAGGAUCACAGCUCUUGGCUCGAAAUGCACUCAUUAUGGAGCUCCGAUGGUGAAAGGAGUCCUUACAUCAGAUGGCAGAAUUACAUGUCCUUGGCAUGGAGCUUGUUUCAAAGCCUCCAAUGGUGAUAUUGAAAAUGCCCCUGCAAUAGACGCUCUCCCUUCAUUUGAACUAUCGGAAAGGAAUGGCUCGAUAUUCAUCAAAGGCGAUGUUCAAGAUAUCAAGAGCAGCCGAAGAAAGCCCAAUCUCAAGAUAUGUGGGACCGCUAGUGCCGAGACAGUUACUAUUGUCGGUGCAGGAAGUGGAGCUUUAGCAGCAGCUGAAGCGCUUCGUGAAAAUGGAUUCAAAGGUAAAAUCACAAUGAUUGGUUGCGAGGGGUACCUUCCAAUUGAUAGGACGAAGCUGUCAAAGGCAUUGAUUGAUGAUCCAUCUAAAAUUGCUCUGAGGGACCAAUCUUGGCUAAAUGAUAUAUCGAUCGAUUUUAUUGAAGACGAAGUCACGUCUGUCGAAUAUACAUCAAAAAAGAUAACAACGAAGAGUGGAGGUACUUACGCCUUCAAAAAAUUGGUCAUUGCCACUGGUGGCUCACCAAGAAUGGUUUCUCUUCCCGGAUUCCAAGACUUAGAUGGAAUAUUUCCUCUAAGGACAAUCCAUCACGCAAGAAGUAUCAACGCCGCAGUUGGAUCAAAGAACAAAAAAGUUGUAAUAAUUGGUAGUUCGUUUAUCGGUAUGGAGGUUGCGAAUGCCCUGGUGAAAGAUAACGAUGUUACUAUUGUCGGUAUGGAGAGCGUACCAUUAUUGCGGGUAAUGGGAGAAAAAGUCGGCCAGAUCAUUCAGAAGACAUAUGAAGCAAACGGAGUGAAAUUCUUUUUGUCUGCAAAAAUCAGACAAGCUCUUCCUUCCCAAAUAGACCCAUCGAAAGUUGGUAGCAUCGAAUUAGAGGAUGGCACAAAUCUCCCGGCUGAUUUAGUUGUACUUGGGACUGGUGUAUUUCCUGCGACAAGUUUCUUAAAAGGCAACAGCGAUAUCAAGCUUCAAGAAGAUGGUUCUAUCAAGACCGACGAGAAUUUCUUAGUUGAAGGACUUCAAGAUGUCUAUGCGAUCGGCGAUAUUGCAAAAUAUCCUUACCACGGCCCAGGAGGUGAUGGUACACUUGUUCGUAUUGAACAUUGGAAUGUUGCCCAAAAUGCCGGGCGUGCUGCAGCAGCUCACAUUGUCGCUUCAAGCACUAAAUCUUCUCGAUUCAUUCCAAUUUUUUGGUCUGCUCUUGGUUCACAACUUCGAUACUGCGGCAAUACUUACAAUGGUUGGGAUGAUAUGGUCCUGAAAGGUAACCCUGAAAUUUCCAAAUUUAUUGCUUAUUAUACCAAGGGAGAAACUGUGGUAGCUGUGGCCACGAUGGGUGUGGAUCCUGUGGUUAUGCAGGCGAGUGAGCUGAUGAGGAUUAACGCCAUGCCUAGUAAGAGUGAACUGUUAAACGAUGUAGAUAUUCUCAAAAUAGGCAUUUCUAGGGAGGGAAAGAUGUAA
Molecule: messenger RNA, 1734 nt
Organism: Blumeria graminis f. sp. triticale
Lineage: Eukaryota; Fungi; Ascomycota; Leotiomycetes; Helotiales; Erysiphaceae
Source: the annotation of a GenBank genome assembly